CACACCACCAGGAACGCCUCCGAUAGCCGGCCCUGGAUGGUAUUUUCUCACAGGCAAUCGGUGCAAGCACAUUACUUGUAACCCAAGAAUGCCCAAAGGACUUAGGCUGACCAUGUCUGGCAAGAGUCUCUCCGUGUCCUCUUGCAUCCGAGCGGUGGGAUCUUAAAUGACGGAUACCUGGCGUGGGUUAUAACGCUUGGGAUAGGCCUCGAGUCUGGAGGGCAGCCGACCUGACGCUCUCGAAAUUGCAGCGUCGUGGUGGUUCUUUGGAUUGGUGAGCAGAGUAGCGACUUGGCACUAGGGUUCGGAAUCCUCCAACUUUUCUUGCUGUGGCGUUGCGUGAACUGUUGCAGCCCCUGCUCCAGAUGUAGUCAGGUGAAUCUGUUUCGCACCCAAAGCCAGAAUUGUGCAUCGCUGUUAACUUUCAGCUGGCAAUGUUCACCAGCCAGCUAGGUUGCAUUGUUCAAAUGACGAAGUUUUCUGGUGGUCCAUUCGGAAGAAGCUGCUUGUAGAGAGUUAAUGUGGACCACUUCACCUGCUCUCCGUACCCGACGUCCACCCGCUUUGGUGGUGCAGCCAAAUACCUUUAAUGGCAGCUACGUGAACGUGAUCAUCAUUUAACCCAUUAAACCGCGAAACUGAGUAUGUGAAGUAUUUCGGCGGUGUUACGGUUGUAGGCGUUGCGUAAGUGACAUUAGGACUUAGUUUGAGAGCGUGAACUACUAUUGAUGGCGUCAACAAGCCAUUGGUUGGUUCUGGUAGCCUCAAUAUGGCUGCAGGCGUGCUCUGGUACUGGGUAUUUAUUUGGAAGCAUUUCACCGGUGAUUAAAACCACUUUAGACUUCAAUCAGAAGCAACUUAACCGACUGGGGGUUGCUAAGGACAUCGGGGAUAGUGGUGGCCUUCUGGCAGGUUUCUUGUGCGAUUGGCUGCCUCCAUGGGGCCUCAUUUUGGUGGGUACGCUACAGAAUUUAAUCGGCUAUGGUUGGCUUUGGCUGAUUGUAAUCGGUCGAGUCCCACAACCUCCCUUCAUCGUGGUCUGCUUACUGAUAUGUGUUGGAACGAAUGGAGAGACCUUCUUCAACACAGCAGCUCUGGUGUCAUCUGUUCGCACCUUCUCGACUUACAGGGGUCCCGUUGUGGGAAUUUUGAAAGGAUUUGCUGGUCUGGGUGGCGCUAUUUUCACAUGCGUAUACACAGCUCUGUAUGCUCCCGACCAAGCGUCUUUCAUUUUAUUAUUAGUUAUAGGUCCGACGCUAGUUGCAAUCUUGUCCAUGCUUGUGAUCCGCCCAAUUCCCUACGUAGCAGAGGAUAGUGCUAUUCAAGACAAGAAGUUCAAAUUCCUAUACGGCAUCUGUAUGAUACUGGCCAUAUAUCUGCUGUCUAUCAUCAUCGUACAGGAUAGCUCUGUAAAAAGUACAAAUUUGGAUCGUGUUUUUGCAAUCGGAUUGUUCACGAUCCUUGCGUUGCCGUUAGUCCUCGUUAUCCCUACUACCCUCGGCAAAGACUUAUCUGAUCCCGACUCGAAUUUCCAAGACCAAGUCAGCCAACUGAGAGCUCCUCUUCUUGAGGAUGUGGAGAUUGAAGCUGCAGCUGGUAGUAAAAAUGAUGCCACAACUGGAAGCAGUGGCAGUGGGAAGAUUCCAGGACAAAGUGUAGAUGCCCAGCCUUCUCAUUUCAAAGACCAAGAUUCCCUCCUCUUUAGUGAACUGGAAGACGAAAAGGAAACAUGGCCGGAGACUGUCAGGCGUGAUCGGCUGCGCCGUGCUAGCUCCCGUUUGUAUCGUGCUGUAGCUGAAGGGGCCGUCAAGCUGAAGCGGAAACGGAAGGGACCUCAUAGAGGCGAAGACUUCACAUUGCGGCAGGCAUUGGUGAAGGCAGAUUUCUGGUUGCUAUUCUUCGGGCUUUGGUGUGGUGCUGGGUCAGGUUUGAUGGUGAUUGAUAAUUUGGGGCAAAUCUCCCAGUCUCUGGGGUACAAAGACCCUCAUAUCUUUGUUGCCCUGAUUAGCAUUUGGAACUUCCUCGGUCGCCUUGGUGCUGGUUACGUCUCUGAAGUGAUUGCCAGAGAGCAUGCGUUGCCGAGACCAAUUCUGCUGGCUGCAGCGCAAGCAGUGAUGGCUAUAGGUCACGCCUCACUGGCUGUGGGCAUCCCAGGAGCGUUGUAUGCCGGUUCAUUGCUAGUGGGGAUGGGUUAUGGCGCUCACUGGGCCGUUGCCCCUGCCACUGCUUCAGAGCUCUUUGGGUUGAAGAGUUUCGGCCUGCUGUACAAUUUUCUCUCCAUGGCUAUGCCAGCAGGUUCUCUUGUGUUUUCAGGGCUUAUUGCUGGGACUCUUUACGAUCGGGAGGCCCAGAAGCAGGAAGGUGGUAUUGCUCCACCAGAGGUGGAUGCUUUAAGAUGCGAAGGAGCUGUGUGUUUUCGGAUGUCUCUCCUUAUAAUGACUGGAGUGUGCUUGGUUGGUGUAAUUCUCAACGUCAUCCUUAUCUCGCGUACACAGCGCGUGUACACAACAUUGUAUGGAAAGCAGCGUGAUGAGGCAGCAGAUAAUAAACCUCGGACCAAAAUUACCACUAUUGAGGAAUAGAUUGUACGAUUAUAGGUUAUUAGUAAUUGUUGCUUAGUUCUAGUAAACAACGCUCCCGUCUAUUUCUAUUGCAGGUGACAGUUUCACUUGCAUUUAGCAAUCUCCUAGUUAGAAUUGUUGUGUCGGAAAUCUGACAAUUAUUUUCGUAAUCAGAUGCUACAUUAUAGCAUUACCUUCGAGUAGAGUCGACUUGACAUGUUUACAUAGUUGCAAACCGAGAUAAUUUAUGUGGUUUACAUAUUCCAGUAAUUUCUUUUGCUGCAA
Molecule: messenger RNA, 2846 nt
Organism: Physcomitrium patens
Lineage: Eukaryota; Viridiplantae; Streptophyta; Bryopsida; Funariales; Funariaceae
Product: protein NUCLEAR FUSION DEFECTIVE 4
Cellular component (GO): membrane
Source: RefSeq, a predicted model, not a curated record